Hyposmocoma kahamanoa is the source of this 2499-nucleotide messenger RNA. RefSeq lists its product as uncharacterized. Lineage: Eukaryota; Metazoa; Arthropoda; Insecta; Lepidoptera; Cosmopterigidae. Gene Ontology annotation, cellular component: actin cytoskeleton; mitochondrion; sarcoplasmic reticulum. Bases 91 to 813 code for a protein of 240 amino acids. The record is from RefSeq and is a predicted model, not a curated record. Gene Ontology annotation, biological process: negative regulation of apoptotic process; regulation of actin filament polymerization. The transcript has a single exon.
AUAAAAUAAAUAAAUCACACGUCUAUCAUACAUACAACAAUAAUACUUUUCGACCUGUGGGAAGGGCAAAAUCCACGGCUAAAACACAAUAUGGACCGAGGAUUCAUGGAUAAAGUGCGGUCGUUCUUUGGUUUGGGGCUGCAGCCUCCGCGAAACGAUUUUCGUAAUCCGAUUUGGGGAUCGGACGACGAUGACGACGACGGAGAUGAGUUGUACACUAGGCAGAACUUGGACCUCCACUCACAUCUCGACUUCCACAACGAACUAACCCAGCACAUGCACGACAUAAUCAGCUCGUUCGGUGGGAUAUUCGGUGACAUGAAAACAUUCUUCAACGACGAUCAUUUGGAGCACUUUGACAUGUUCACUAACACGCCGACAUUGGACAGCGAUACACCCGAACCGGACACGUUUGACAGUAACAGAAUAAGAGAUUACUACCUGAAACCCGGAUACCAUAAGAAGUUUAACAGACCUAAGGACGUUGAUCUGGAUGGUGAAAUAUUGUCCCAUGAGAUACCUGCGUUAUUUAACAAGAAAGAUGACCCUAAUAGUGUUGUCAAGCCUUUUGAUGGCAACUUAGUGCAGGGAUUUCCGUUUUGCCAGACAGUUAUUACAACCAGUGUGAAAAAGUCAGAUGGCUCCGUUGAAACCCGGAGAAUUGUGAAGAGGGGUAACAAAGUAAUUGAGGAAACAACAACAUCAACAGAGCCUAGUAAUAAUGGCCCACAUUCACCAGGUUUGGAUUCAGUGUCCUCCCCUGCUGGUUUCUUUGUGCCGAACCUAGGUUCAUUAUUUCACAACUUUUAUUAGUAAUUACUAUUGACGUAGAUUAGAUAAAUGUUAAGAGGGAAAUUUAAAAUUCUAGUAAGAUUAUGGCACAUUAGUUUACUCUAAAAGCCUUUUACCUUUUACUUGGAUUUAACAAUGCUUGUGUGUCAUGGUAUAUUACUUCUAGCAAUUUGCUGGUCGGGGUCGAUAUCAUAAUGAUUAUAUCUUCAUAAUGACCUGAUCAGCAUAAGGACUAGAUUGCAAAAUAACCUCCUCUGCAGAAAGGCUAUAACUUACAAUGGUUUUGUAGCAAAACAACUAGUGUAGUGUGGGAGUAGGAAAAAAAAGGGUAUAAGACAAAUCAAUACUGUUACCAAAAAUUUUAUUAGCUGGUAGUACAAAUGGUGUCAACCUUGUUGCAAAAUGCAUUGUGUACCAGAUGUAUAUGAUACAUAACUAGAAAUAUCUAUAGAAACCUGCAAUGUAGUUGAUAUGCCGCAGUGUGAAAUCCAUGUAAGAGGAAGAAUGGCACAGAUUUAUUUUAAUAACGCUCAAUUUGUUAAUGUAUCACACACAUGUAUGUAGCAAUGUUAAAUACUAAAAACCAAUAUAUCUUUUCUGUAUGUAUGGUAUCUCUUCUGUGUGUAAUCCUCUUACCUUUAGCUUUGUAGAUAUAUACAACACAUGUUGAGUAUAUUUUGCAAUAUUUAAUAAUAACAAUGUUUAAAACACAAUAGCCAUAGCGGAAUGUUUUCAUUUAGCAUUAUAGAUAUACGAAGCAGCGUACUUCCAUUUCCAAAUGCUUCUGGUUUAUUUGGUUGGCCUUAUACAUUAGUAGCAAUGUAAUUUCACAUGAGGGCCAUUGGCUUUAAUGCCUACAUAAAAACAGCCAUUAUGUGUCCGUUGCUUUAAACGAAAGUCUAUUUUCAGCCGCCCAAAUUGAAUUAUCAAAUACAUAAUAAUAUAUAAAUGAGAAAUAGCAACAUGGUGCAACCACUAAAGAUACAAUUAUGAAAAUCGUGUUGCUUAUUACAAGUCCAAAUUACAUAUCAGUUUUUUAAUACUGAUUUGUUUAUUACGAAACUGGCAGUACGCUGGCUUUUUUAUGAAUUGUUUCAUAGUUUGAUGAUCUGCAGGAAUAUUGAAAUGUAGAAUAAAAUAUCAUUCCCAAUAAAAAGAUAGAUAGAUUAUUUAGUUUACACAUAAAGAGUGAGACUUAAGAGGAACAUCUUCACAUUGUCUUCAUCUAUAUGACAAAUUCACUAAUUUUCGCUUAGGCUAUUACAAAAACAUUAGAAACUUUUUGUUGUCUUGAAAAUUGGAAGGUUUUAAAAUUUGGUACUAUAAGUUGAAACAUAUAAACCAUAACCAACAUAAAUUUUGAUUGAGUUAAUUGUAAUUUACUUAUUACCAGGUAUUAAAAGCAGGCAUUAAAAGCAAGACCGGACAGUCCUCUUAAUUCUCCAAAGUCAGUAGUACUAGUAUAUUGAAGGGAGAAUGUCAUGCAUCAAUGCUAAUUUGCAACAUUUUCUGUGUACCUACCUAGUUUCCGUUAUUUUAAUAUCCGCCCUUCACCACUGCAAAUAAUUAGGUAUAUUUAUUCAAUUACCCAAUAUUUCUUAAUAUAGUCAUUUAAAAUCAUAAUCUGUAACUUACAAGUUAGAAAAUUGUAGUUUCCUGUCAAACUAAUAGUUAAAUUUUGCAACAUACAUAAUGAUUAUAAAUAUA